Molecule: messenger RNA, 1132 nt
Organism: Lactuca sativa (garden lettuce)
Lineage: Eukaryota; Viridiplantae; Streptophyta; Magnoliopsida; Asterales; Asteraceae
Source: RefSeq, a predicted model, not a curated record
CUUUCAGGUUUCUUUUUUCUUAAUGUUCCAAAUUGUAUACAUUUAUGACUCUUACACGCUUGAUUUUUAAUAGUUUGAAUUCUAUAUGUUUUCAUUUAAGGUUCGCCAUCAUGAUACAUCUGAAAAGAGUGAACUUCACAAGCUUCAACAAUUAAACGAUGAACAAUGUUAGACUUGUGCUUCUUGGUCUAAAACCAAUCAGAUUACAGGUGCAAUAUCCUAUGCAUCCAUGUCUUUCAGAAUUCCCUUCGAAUAAUUUUUACGAAGAUACCCUCCAAAAUGGAGUUACCAUAAACGAAAGGCAAUCAACAGGCAUUGAUUUUCCAUGGCCUGUCCCAAAUCACUGCAUGUUUUUUUAUGUCCAGAUGGGACAAGAAGAAAUAAGUGCUAUUGGGACAUUCUAUCUUAACAGAACAGUUGCUGCAAAUGUUGAAAAAAUAGAUACUACUUUUUUAAUAAGUGUAGUUCCAAGUCAGAUAGGGGUUAUAACACCAUACGAAGGCCAACGUGUAUAUAUUGUUAAUUACAUGUCAAGAAACGGUGCACUUACUUUACAAGGACAUUGAGGUAAUCACAUUUUUUCAUAAAUUCAUAUAAUUUAUGAGUUACAUCAUGUAUACUCAGGUUGCAAGUGUGGAUUCAUUCCAAGGGAGGGAAAACGAUUACAUUAUUUCGUCAUGCGUCAGAAGUAACAAACAUCAGGGUAUUGGAUUUCUGAAUGAUCUACGUAGGCUUAAUGUUGCACUUACUCGUGCUCGAUAUGGUAUUGUGAUUCUUGGAAAUCCAAAAGUUCUUAGUAAACAACCAUUAUGUAAUGGCUUACUCACGUACUAUAAGGUCAUACCCUAUAACAUCUAUGAAAAGACAAUAAUACCAUUCCCCCAAUAAAUAUCAUUUUGUUUAUGUUGAGACCAGGAGCAUGAGUGCUUGGUGGAAGGACCUCUCAACAACUUGAAGCAAAGUAUGGUUAUAUUUCAAAAGCCAAAAAAAGUAAUGAUAAUUUAUCAAUAAUAAAUUCAUAAUCCAUCGUCCUUUUUAAUCUUUCAAGUUCAUUAUUUAUUUCCUUUGUGAAAUAUAUCAUCUUACAAUUACUUUUAUUCAAAAUGCAAUGAUGUUAUAUUAGACAACUAGA